This is a messenger RNA of Metarhizium brunneum ARSEF 3297, 627 nucleotides long. RefSeq names its product NADH-ubiquinone oxidoreductase assembly factor (gene N7BML). Gene Ontology annotation, cellular component: mitochondrion; membrane. The record is from RefSeq and is a predicted model, not a curated record. Gene Ontology annotation, biological process: mitochondrial respiratory chain complex I assembly. NCBI's taxonomy places the organism in Eukaryota, Fungi, Ascomycota, Sordariomycetes, Hypocreales, Clavicipitaceae.
AUGUCGCCCAAGCAGAUAGGCCCCAUUGCCCAAGCAUGGUAUAAAUGGAAAGCUCUGCGCCUGCCCUGGCGAAAGCGCUUCUUCAUCGGCUACGACCUACAGGGCAACACAUACUGGGAAUUCCGCCUCGCGAAACCAUCGCCCGGCACCUCGCCGUCCGACUCCCGCUGGCGCCGCAUCGUGCACUACCCCCGAUCCACGCACUACUCGCAGGUCAAGGUGUCGCCCCUCUGGCACCAGUGGCUGCGGCACACGCGGCGCGAUCCGCCGUCCCUGGAGGAACAGGCCGGCGACCUCGUGAGGCAGGAGAGGAUGAAGCAUCUGGCCGCCGAGGCCGACGCCAGGUGGGAGGCCAAGCCGCGCGUCAUGGACGACGUCAGACCUGGCGCUGCUGCUGCUGCUGCUGUGCCGCAGGAACAAAUACCACGGCCGGCCGAGACCCAGAGGGCCAAGGGAGAAGAAACGCCGGGGGAGCAGGAACAAAGCCCAGAACAAGACGCGGCGCGACAAAGGCGUGUGGAAGGCAAAGAGGAUCCUUGGGCGAAAGCGAGGCCGCAAGGCCCAGGUGAAACUUGGCAACCGACGGCCUGGAAUCCAGCCGCCGCCGCCGUCGCGAAGAAGAGAUGA